GGCCUUCUCUUCGCUGGCCGGAAGUUGAGGCACUGAAUGGAUCCCGGAACCGGUGGCUGCGGCUUCUCCGUCUUUACUUGACACUUGGCGGUUGCUUAGCCGCAGGUCUUGACAGCCGCUGGGCCGCCAGGUUCAUGUGGAGGCUCCCAGGCGUCCGCGCCGCGCUUCGUGGGGUCCGCACGGCGGUGGAGCGGCGCAGUCGGACCGAGGCGGCGUCUGAGACCUCGGUGGGCGCGAUGGAGCGCGCUGUGGUGCGCUGUGUGCCUUCCGAGCCUAAGCUAAGCCUGUCAUUCGCGCUGGCCGACGGCAGCCACAAGAACAUGCAGCGCGACCAGAGCGAGCCGCUGGGUCGGGCUCUCAGCCGGAUUGCUACCAAUGCCCUUAAAGGCCACGCUAAGGCAGCCGCCGCCAAGAAGAUCAGGAAGAACCGGGCAAACGCAAGCAGUGGCGUGGCCUGUGCUGGGCCUGGGCCUGAGCCGGCUGCAGCCUGCGAGCCCGUGGUGAAGCUGUACUACCGGGAGGAGGCAGUAGCUGAAGACGUGCUCAAUGUGGACGCCUGGCAGGACGGUGCGGUGCUGCAGAUUGGUGAUGUCAAGUACAAGGUGGAGCGCAACCCACCCACCUUCACCGAGCUACAGUUGCCGCGCUACAUCAUGGCCGGCUUCCCGGUAUGCCCCAAGCUCGGCGUCGAAUUUGGGGAUCCCACCGGCUCCCUCUUUCGCUGGUACAAGGAAACCAAACCCAGAGCGGCGGAGCCUGAGGGCGGAGGCCCCUCGUCAUCGUCUCCCUCUUCGCUUUCUCCUGGUUGGACCGAGACGGGUGUAGACGAGCGCGUCUACACCCCGUCUAAUGCCGACAUCGGGUUACGGCUCAAGCUUCAUUGCACUCCGGGCAAUGGGCAGCGCUUCGGGCCAAGCCGGGAGUUGGAAAGUGUGUGUCCAGUGGAGGCUGGGCCCGGCACCUGCACCUUUGACCACCGGCAUCUCUACACAAAGAAGGUGACGGACGACGCUCUCAUCCGCACAGUCUCCUACAACAUUCUGGCUGACACAUACGCCCAGACUGAGUUCUCGCGGACGGUCCUGUACCCAUACUGUGCCCCUUACGCUCUGGAACUCGACUACCGCCAGAAUCUUAUCCAAAAGGAGCUCACGGGCUACAACGCCGACCUCAUCUGUUUGCAGGAAGUUGACCGCUGCGUGUUUACAGACAGCUUGGUGCCGGCCCUCGAGGCCUUUGGGCUGGAGGGCGUGUUCCGAAUCAAGCAGCAUGAAGGCCUGGCUACUUUCUACCGAAAGUCCAAGUUCAGCCUCCUUAGCCAGCAUGACAUUGCUUUCCAUGAAGCCCUGCAGUCCGACCCACUUCACAAAGAACUGCUGGAGAAACUAGCUUUGUAUCCAGCAGCGCAAGAAAGGGUGCUCCAGAGGUCUUCUGUCGUUCAGGUUUCUGUUCUUCAGUCUACAACAGACUCUUCUAGAAAGAUAUGUGUUGCUAAUACCCAUCUCUACUGGCACCCCAAAGGUGGGUACAUUCGUCUCAUUCAAAUGGCAGUAGCCUUGGCUCACGUUAGACAUGUCUCUUGUGAUCUGUAUCCUGGCAUACCAGUUAUAUUUUGUGGGGACUUUAAUAGUACCCCAUCAACAGGAAUGUAUCACUUUGUCAUCAAUGGCAGCAUUGCAGAGGAUCAUGAAGACUGGACUUCCAAUGGGGAAGAGGAACGAUGCAACAUGUCUCUUAGCCAUUUCUUCAAACUGAAAAGUGCUUGUGGUGAACCUGCUUACACAAAUUAUGUUGGUGGCUUUCAUGGAUGUCUGGAUUAUAUUUUCAUUGACUUAAAUGCUUUAGAGGUUGAACAGGUGAUUCCAUUACCUAGUCAUGAAGAAGUUACCACCCACCAAGCCUUACCUAGUGUUUCCCAUCCCUCUGAUCACAUAGCACUUGUAUGUGAUUUAAAAUGGAAAUAGAUUUGUGUCUAAUAGAAUUUAAAUCUGCUUUAGUAGGAGAUUUAAUAUGAAUCAGAGUUUAUGUAUAACUUUCAAAGAGGAAAAUUAGACACUAAGGUACAAUAUUCUUAUCCUAUUAGUUAUGUUCUAGUGUCUUCAUUACAUGACUAUCAUAAUGUUUGCAUAAUAGUUUCUCUACCCUUUUUUCCUACACUUGGAGGAAAAACAAAAAUAUUUAUGGCUAGUAGGAAGAACACUGUGUACAUUUUAUAAGUACUUUUUUUUUUUGCUAAUUAAGAAUUUUGUAAAGAAAAAAAAUACCUGAAUAAUCUUGUAAUUUUUCUAUCAUAACACACUUCAGAUUAAAUGAUGUAUAUAUAAUUAGGGGGAGAGCACAUACAAGUUGAAGUGAGAGGACUAAGUUCUAACACAAGGAAGGAAUAACAUUAGGGCCUAUCUCUACCUCAGUUUGGAUGGCAAUUUCAUACAACUUCAGAGCUUUAACAAAAAAGUACACCAUAACCAAUUCCUAUUGGUUUUCAUCUUUUGUUUUUCAAUUAACAUAAGGUAUUUUCACUGUCUUAUUUUUAGGAUUUAGUUUUUAGUGUAUGGCAUAAAUGGACAUACUUAUGGUCCCAUCCUUACUGCAGCUUAUCUUAACUUUUAGGAUGCAAGCACAGUUAGUAUUCAAAGUGAACAGUAACAUUAUCAACUUGAUCGUAUUGUCUGUAACACUCUUACCCAUGGAAAAUGUUCAUAAAUCAACAGGGUAUUUGACCCUAUCAUAUUAGGUAUUAGGAGAAUAGCACAAUGCAUUACGUUUGAAAAACUGCCUACUGAUAUGGGCUUGAAAUAGUGGAUGAACCAUGGAGUAUUUCUGUGCUGCAAGUAUUAUUGAAAUUCUUGGUUUUUCUAAAUAGGAGAAGGGAGAGUAGUAAUGGGGUUUUUGAGCAUCUCUGGAAUAAACUUAUAGACUUGAACAUUAUAUUAUAGCUUGAGUUACAGGAAAACAUUGUAUAUGUAAUUUAUAUACUGUAAAAUUUUUUAAAAAUAUGAAGCCAAAUUCUUGAAAAUUACAAAUUAUAGUUUUACUGAUUAGAGUCUAGCUGAUUAGUAACUAAGUUUUUCUAACUCAGUUAUCACCAUACUUUAUUUGUAAUGCUUUAGCUGCAGCCUCAUGUUCAGGAUAACCAUAAUGUCAUCUUGUAUUUCUGCGUUUAACUUAGACAGCUAGAGCUCACUUCAACCAGAGCUCUGAUUUUCCAGUCAUGAAGCCCUUUGUUCCACCUUCUUUAAUCUCUAAGCCUGUAAAAACUUUCCUCUUUUGAUGAAGUAGCCUGCAUUUUCAUAUUCUGCUCACUGUCCAGUGUAUUGUUUACUCUUAGUAAUUUUGAAAAUGAGAGGGUUUUACCUGCACUUCAGAUUGAACCUUGAAGUGCUUAAAAGUACUUGAAGCAAAAAGUUAAGGUGGCAGUUUUUGGGGAUCUUGUUUAGAAAAAGCUAUAAAUGAGAAAUUGAAGCUACCAAAUUGUGCCUUCCUAAAUAGCAUUUUAAAAGCAUUUUAACAUCAGUUUACAGAUACACAAUAUAUUGAAGCCAGAAUCUGAUUUUUUUGCAAUUUUUUUUUCCGUUUAAAAUUUGGUUUUGCUUUCGUUUCAAACAAACGUAUUGACAGGACUUUGACAGUAAGCUGAGAAAACAAAAAGCUGAGAAACAUAAAGUGUAAUAUGACGUCCUCAUGCCCAUGAGAAAAACAUACAAGUCCUGUAUUAUUAAUAACACUACAGCUAGCUAUAUUGAACUCUGGUCACAAAAAUUCUACAUACUAUUAAACAUCCACAUCCUGAUUCUUCAAAUUUGGUAUUUGCUGACUAGACAAUGAUCAUGCAGGCAUUUCAGAAUAUUAGAAUAUAGAGUAUUAUUUUGAAGUGCCAUAUACUCUGUUCAAAUCUCUAGUACACAGCUACGUUCAUACGGUUACUCCAAAGUUGUGCUGUCACGGUGGUGUCCCACUCUGACCCCCAUGGACAGGCUCCUCUGUCCAUGGAAUUUUCCAGGCACUACUACUGGAUUGGAUUGCCAUUUCCUUUUCCACGGUAUCUUCCUGGCCCAGGGAUCAAACCUGCAUCUCCUUCAUUGGCAGGUGGAUUCUUUACCACUGUGCCACCUGGGAAGCCCAAAGUUAGGGAAUGCUAAGAAAACUGUAUAAAUAGCAUACCAAAAUGUCCUUGUAUAUGAGUUAGAAUAAAGUGUUAUUUCAGAAAUUUUUUAAGUGUUUAAAGCCAUCUCUGUGAUUGAAUUUUUCUAUUACAUUUGGGUUUUUUAGUACAUGUAAUUAAAUAUGAAAAGUUGAGCGAUUCUGGUGAAUCAGAUUGUACUAUGUAACCAGCAAGGUACAGUGUACUAGCAAGAACUUGUUUUUGCUAUAGGAAUUAAUGUUUUGAAAUUUUAUAUUAUUGAUUACAAACUAUAGUACUUAAGAACACUAUAGAAUACAUUAUUCCUGUUAAAUGAAUUCGUAAACAGUUGCCACUCGGACAUACAAACUGGUAGUUUAUAAUUUGUUAGCAAACAAACCAUUUCUGACUAUAAUGUGAUGUUCUUUAAAUUCUAGAAACUAAAAUCAGUUGUUAAAAAUUUUCAAGAGUUUUACUCAUUGGUGACUUUUUUGAGUCAUCAAAAUGUGGUUUCAGCUCAAGGUGGAUCUCUGAGGAAUAGAACUCAAUUUAGAGAAGUCCAAAGAACGCUACUGUGGGGAAAUCUCCCUGGGGGAAACUGAUAGCUUUAGAUCUCGUAUUUUCCAGCUAUGAAAUGCAGGCAGAAAUUUCUUACAAACUAGUCUGAGACAAAACCAAAACCCAUAUAUAAUGAAAAACAGAAGUUUGCACUAUUAGUUUAUUGUUAAGACCCACAUGACAACUGAAUAGGGAAAAUCUUUUCUCUAAAAAAGAGCCAACUAGUUUUCCAAAUGUAAUACAAAAUUUAAAUCCCCACCUUUAAGUGUGGGAAUUUGCUGGUGGUCCAGUGGUUAGGACUCUGGGUUUUCACUGCUGAGGGCCUGGGUUCUAGCCCUGGUCAGGGAACUAAAAUCUUGCAAGCCAGGCAAUAAAAAGAAAAAAAAUGGAAAGUUUCAAAAAUUUUAACAUUUUGCUCAGUAUAAUACUAUGGAAAUGCAAUUUAGAUUUCAUUUUGGAAAGGGAAACAAUAUUAAGAGGUUUAACUGAUUUUGGUAAUAUUCAAAUUCUGUUGUACCACUUUAUGAGAAAGUACAUGCUUUAACAUUGAAGGUUUAAGAGCUAUUAUUAACUUGGGUGAUUUUUUUAGACACUAACUUCAAAAUAACAGUACUACAUUCUGAGAUGAUAAUACCAGAACAUUCUUUAAACUGAGGUGAAAUUCAUGUAAGACUAACCAUUUUAAAGUAUAUAAUUCCAUUGUAUUGAGUACAUUCACGAUGUUGUGUGGCUACCAUCUGUUAACUACUUUCAAAACAUUUUCAUCACCCCCAAAAGAAAUCCCAUACCCAUUAAUUUAUCCUUACCCUCUAACCCCUGGCACAUACUAAUCUGCUUCCUGCCUCACUGGACUUCCCUAUUCUGGAUAUUUCAUAUAAAUGGAAUCAUAUGUUACAUGACUUUUUGUCUGGCUUCUUUCGGUUAGCCUGUGUUCAUCCAUGUUGUAUGCAUCAGCAUUUCAUUCCUUUGUAUGGUGGAAUAUUUCAUUGUAUGGGUACACCAUAUUUUGUCUGUACAAAUGGACAUUUUGGUUGUUUCUACAUUUUGGCUAUUGUGAAUAAGGCUUAUAAACAUUUGUGUACAAGUUUUGUUUCAACAGCUAUUUCAGUUCUUUUGGUUAUAUUCCUACCGAGUAGAUUGCUGGUUCAUAUGGCGGUUCUACUUAGAAACUUUCUGAGAAAAUGCCAAAAUGACUUCCAGAGCAGCUGCAACGUUUUUUACAUUCCCACCAGCAAGCAAUCCACAAGUUUCAGUUUCUCCACAUUCUCAUCAACCCAUUUCACUUUUUAGUCAUGCAAGUGGAUGUGAAUUGGUAUCUCUACCAUUUUUAACUUGUUUAGUCUAAUGAUGUUGCUUCAGUCAUAAACUAAUCACAAGUGUAUCACCCAAUCUGUAAUUUUUUCCCAGAGGACUCAUCUUGAACUUUUAAAACUUUGUCAAGCAAGCAA
Messenger RNA from Cervus elaphus (red deer), 6126 nucleotides. It is a transcript of the gene PDE12, whose product is annotated as phosphodiesterase 12. Gene Ontology annotation, cellular component: mitochondrion. NCBI's taxonomy places the organism in Eukaryota, Metazoa, Chordata, Mammalia, Artiodactyla, Cervidae. Gene Ontology annotation, molecular function: 3'-5'-RNA exonuclease activity. The coding region runs from base 135 to 1964 and encodes 609 amino acids. The record is from RefSeq and is a predicted model, not a curated record. Gene Ontology annotation, biological process: nuclear-transcribed mRNA catabolic process, deadenylation-dependent decay. The transcript has 3 exons.